Zonotrichia albicollis (white-throated sparrow) is the source of this 12304-nucleotide messenger RNA. It is a transcript of the gene SGMS2, whose product is annotated as sphingomyelin synthase 2. Gene Ontology annotation, biological process: sphingomyelin biosynthetic process; ceramide biosynthetic process. Lineage: Eukaryota; Metazoa; Chordata; Aves; Passeriformes; Passerellidae. The record is from RefSeq and is a predicted model, not a curated record. Gene Ontology annotation, cellular component: endoplasmic reticulum membrane; plasma membrane; Golgi membrane. Gene Ontology annotation, molecular function: ceramide cholinephosphotransferase activity; sphingomyelin synthase activity.
GCCCUCCAGCGGGAGAGCCCUUCCAGCUGCGGCACUGCUGAGGCAGGGAACCUCCGCGAGAAGUGUCGCUUCCGCCGCCGCCCUUAGAGCCGGUCCCUUUCGCCAGGAGCGAGAAGAGGCUGAGGCUGGGAGAGGAGCAAAUUGCAGGGGAAGGUAGAGAUUGUGGCAAAGUUUCUAGCUGCUUCUGCGUGCUGCUGCCUCACUGGUGGGAGUGUCUGCCCGUAAGGAGCUGCAGAGCCCAAACCCAGGAGCCCUGAGGCUCCAAAAACGACUCCAGCUGCCUUUGGAGGACGAUCUGCCAGCAGUGCAAGAUUUUGCAUAUACGGCUGAGUAGAUUAUUCAGCUCUAGAAGAAAGAUUUGUCUUCAUAAAUCCCUUUGAAAGCACAAUGGAUGCAUUUUAGAGUUCUACAGAAGUCAUCUAGGAACAAGAACAUUGGACUUUGAGGAAUACCAGAGUUCAGAGAGCCCAGAAAUUGGUCACUAAUAAAGCCUCUUUGGCCAUACAGCUUGGAAAUGAAUACCAUUGAGACAGCAAAGCUUGAAGAGCACAUGGAGGGUCAGCCAAAUGAGACUUCUAAUGGCUACUCACAACCUACUCUCUCAGUCAGUGAAGAGAACAAAAAUGGCACUAGCAAACCAAAGGGCUUGUCUAAUGGCUUGCGAAAAACAGCAAAGAAGUAUCCUGAUUACAUCCAGAUUGCUAUGCCUGCUGAAUCUAGGAACAAAUUCCCUCUGGAAUGGUGGAAAACAGGCAUUGCCUUUGUCUAUGCUCUCUUCAACUUGAUUUUAACAACUGUCAUGAUCACUGUGGUCCAUGAGAGAGUACCUCCAAAGGAGCUAAGCCCUCCCUUGCCUGACAAAUUUUUUGAUUACAUUGAUCGUGUGAAAUGGGCUUUUUCUGUAUCAGAAAUAAAUGGAAUGAUACUACUUGGAUUAUGGAUAUUCCAGUGGUUGUUUCUUAGAUACAAAUCAAUAGUGGGACGCAGGUUCUUUUUUAUAAUGGGAACUUUGUAUCUAUACCGCUGUAUUACCAUGUACGUUACCACCUUACCUGUGCCUGGAAUGCAUUUUCAGUGUGCACCAAAGUUGAAUGGAGACUCUCAGGCAAAGGUUCAGAGAAUCCUGCGACUGAUUUCUGGUGGUGGUCUGUCCAUAACUGGAUCCCACAUCCUGUGUGGAGACUUCCUGUUUAGUGGACACACUGUAGUAUUAACGCUGGUCUAUCUGUUCAUCAAAGAGUAUUCACCACGGAAUUUCUGGUGGUAUCACUUGAUCUGCUGGCUGAUGAGUGCUGCUGGCAUCAUUUGUAUCCUGGUUGCUCAUGAACACUACACCGUAGAUGUCAUCAUUGCCUACUAUAUCACCACACGGCUCUUCUGGUGGUACCACUCCAUGGCUAAUGAAAAGACUUUAAAGGUGUCUUCGCAGACGAAUUUUCUCUCUCGAGCAUGGUGGUAUCCAAUAUUUUAUUUCUUCGAGAAGAAUGUGCAAGGCUCUGUUCCUUGCAGUUUUUCCUGGCCAAUAUCUUGGCCUCCCAGCUGCUUCAAAUCUUCAUGCAAAAAGUAUUCGCGGGUUCAGAAGACAGGAGAGGACAAUGAAAAAUCUACCUGAAGAAAAGAAGGAAAGCAUCUGCUCUGGUUUUUUCAUUUUUGAUUUUUUUUUUACCAAAACAUUAAUGCUGUAACCAAAGUUCUUAAGAAGACUGUAACUGAAGAAGUGGACCAAGCUUCUGUGCAAUUGAUGAAAAGACAGUUGUAGACACAUAUAUUGCAUUUCAGAUGUUUUCUUCUCAUCUGGCUGUACAGACCUAUUCUACUCUUCAGUGCUGAUGAAAAGCACCACUGAUGGGAUUUUUUUUUUUAAUUAAAGGAAAAAAUGGAGCAGGAUUGUGCUUUAUUAAUGAGAUAGAGGUGCCAAAGACCACAGUAACACUUCCAUUACUAUCACUCAUCUCUCACUCAUCCACAGAAGCACCCAAAAGUCUCCUCUUCAGAGCUCUGCAGUGCAUAAGGGCAAAAACAUGCUAACAUGUAAACGCACGAUAUUGGCAUACUGAGGUGUAUAAAAAAAUAACACAAUUGUUGGAAGUGGUUUGUUGCAUUAUUCUUGUAAUGAAGGUAAGGCCUUUGUGUGACUGGUACAGCUGGAAGCAAGUCUGGCUUUUUUACACACUGUGGGUAUGAAUAUCUUAGGACCCUAAAAUACUACUUACCACUGUUAACUCCCAUGUAUUCUACUAUAUACCAAUUUUUACAUUUUUAUUAGUAAUUUUAUAUUUAAAUAGUUGUUACCUGAUGAAUUUGCAAAUUAGAAACAGCUGCUAGCUCAAGGAGCCUAAAAUUUUAUUUUUAGUAAGAGACAGUUUCAACAUCUGAAUCUUGAAUUACGACUGGCCUUGUGUAUAUAGCUCUACAGUGCCUGUCAGUGUAUAUAGAUGCAGAUAUACACAAAAGCACAUACCUUAAACAAAAUUACUUACUGGGAAGAGUAAUCCUAGAGUUCUUGAUGCAGGCAGAAGUUGUACAGCUCUCACCUGCUUGAGGAAUGCAAGGCCAGGUCCAAAAUGGGGCUACAUUUAAAAUAAACAUUUUAAUUUUAGUAGCAAUCUCUUGCUGAAGCUAUGUAGCAGGUUUGCUUGGGAGCCAUAGUUCUCCAGUGAAUUUCUGUCUUUUACCUCUUGACACAUGUUUCUGUGACUUACUUUAAAAAAACAACCAAACAAAAAAGUGCUAAGAUAAAAUAUCUACAACAGCAGCAUUUCUUCAAUUACAACAUAACAUAAUUUCAUAUUAAAUGACACUGUGGUAGGCCUCAAAAAUAGAUUACCUUUUUUUCCCAGGGCUGCAGUCCAGCUAAAAUGGCUAUCUAAACAAGUUGGCUGAGAAUGGGGGAAACUACCAUGGGGUGAACAUGUAACAAAACCACAGAUUAACAGCUGCCUGUUUCUUGUUGGUUUGUUGUUUUGUAUUGUUGUGAAAGCAAAGUAGAAAAUUAGCACACCAUGUUUAGCCAUUUAUAUUCUGUAUUAAUUUCUGCAGUUAACUCAAUAUUAUUUUCAGAUACUCACUAAAACCUAAUGAAAAGAUAAAACUGCAUUGUGUUGAGGUGAUACUAAUAUAAAUGAAAUGCUGCAUAUUUUAAGAAUGUCUUGAACUGAGUGACAAGUGUGAACACAAUUUAAAUAAUGACAGCUUUUUAAAAAGUCCAGAGUUAGUUAUAAAAUACAGAGUAUUCAAAUAUAAUAAUUUUCAGUUAAGGGGAUCUUUUCUCUGCGUUGUAUAUGAGAAUAUUUUUGUGCAUUUCAAAUAUUUUUGUGCAUUAUCAAAAUAAUACAAUAAAAAGUGUUCCUUUCAAUACAUUUUUGGAAAAACAUAGUUAUGAAAGAAAUUCUGCUGUGGGUUGGUUGUGUUAUUUAAAAUGAGUUUAGCAGACUCUGAUAAUGUGCCCCUCAAGUUGUGUGUAUAUGGGCAUACCUGUGCUUUCAUUUGCUUGCUUCUAGCAGACCUUGAACAGCUCCAAAGCCAGUAUCAAAAAACUUUUGAAAAUCCUUUUUCUCUGUGAUACAAAUGAAUCUGUUCAACACCAGUCAGUAGAUCUCCCAAGAUACUUGUUAUAUCGGUACUACUUCAUAGGUCAUCAUUUUUAAAGCUAAAAUCUAAGCUUUGUGAUACCUUAAAUAUGGUCAUGUUAAUCCACUUGUAGUAAUGCUGUCUUUUAGGAGUUAUGAAAGGAUUUCUUUGGUAGUCACUGUGCCUUGAAAAUAGCAUGAUGAAAAGCAUUACCUAAGGAGCUUAGAGUGGUUUUCAUCUGUUGGCUGAAAAAUAAAUACUUUGACAGUGGGUUUUCUGUAGUAGAUCUGCAAAGUAGGCUUUCUUCAUGCAGGAUGAGGUGUUUGGGGUUUUCUACACUUAUUCCUGUUUCAGAAGGAAAAAAAUGUGAAAAUGAUGAAAUAGAACCAAGUAAAGACUCUGCUUUUGUUGGGCUGCAUGAGCUUUUAUUCUACUGCUGAAUUUGAUAGAGACUUCUGUUUUAGUACAACAGGAAAGUUUAAGUAGCAGCUCUAGCUCAAAAUACUUGGUUCCUGUUCUGGCUCAGUCCUCCCUUAAGUACUUAAUAUUUAUCCAUUGUAUGAAAGCUCUCAAAGGGAUAUUUGUGUGUUUAAUCAGCAGAAAGCCCCAGUUUUCUAUCCUCUCAAUAGCUUUUAAGUGCUUUUACAAACUUGGAUGGUAUAGCUGUAUUUGAUGACUCUUUAGACCUAUAUGUAAGGUGAUAAAAUGGGGUAAGUAAUGAUAUAUUCUAGUUCUUACUGUUAUAGUAAUUUAUCCAAUAUAAACCACAACUGCUGUGUAAAAAAUUACUAAUUGUAACAUCUUGGUGAUCAUUAUAUACAAAUACCACAAAGCUUAAAGUGUAGUUUCAUCAUAAGAAGCAAGAGAUUGCAGUAGGUAAAAAGGAGAAACUUGGACUUCCCUUGCAAAGUAGGUAGGAUGGGACCUACCAUCAAGUGGUUGUUGUAUUAUUUGGUCUGUAUGUGCCCAAUACUUUGCAGUGUGUCACUAAUUAUUUUUUUCUAGUUACAGUAAUAUUUCUCAGAUGUCACUUGAGCUGCCCCUUUCCUGUGACUAUAACAUGCUCCUCUCGACUGAAGAGCAUUUACAUGUUGAACUUUACAGACACUUGGUAAAAAAACCCCACUACAUUUGUGCAUAUCAGUAUGAUUUAAAUGCUGAUGGGCUUUCUUAAAAUGCCUAACAUAAAUUUAAAUCUGGAUUUUAAAUGUUAACUUGAGCAUUUAAAGAAAUGUGCUGCUAAGUGGUCAUGCUACAGAUGCUUACUCCUAAUGCCAGAAAUUGUUAACAUCUACUUGAAAGCCCUGUAAAUGGACACAUUUUCGGUACGUGCUUAGCACUCCCGUGUGGACGCAAAUGGUACUGUUAGUUAUCCUUCACUGCUCUUUUUUUGGAAAGAUCGCCACGGGUGGCGUAGUAGCAAAAAUAGCUGUGCUAAACAUUGCUAUGAACCCUAGUACGGGAUUUGCUGCCCUCCUUAAAAAAAUCUGGUUGGGAGAGAAGGAAACGAAAGAAAGUUUAUGUUAAAAUACACUACCUUCGUGUGAUAGAGAAAUAAAGCUCAGCAACAGAGACAGAACUGGGAAGUCUUAAAAGAGAUGAAAGACCAUUCUCUUAAUUGGAUUAUUGCAAAUCUGCUUACUAGGGUCUUAAAACAGAAUCUGUUCAAUCUCUGGCUUUCUCUUAUCAGUAGUAUCUCACUAGAUAGUUAAUCCUAAAUUGUUUGGUACUAACCCAAAUUCUUUUUCUCAUUUCGUUAGAUGGGGUGUUCUAGAGAGAGAUCCAUUGGCUUCAGUGCAAGAUGAAGUCUUUCCCAUUAACUUUAAAUGAAUUUUCUUGUGGCUCUAUGUUACUUUUUAUGUGUGCUUGCAGGAUUUUUUUCUUUGUUAGUGGGGUUUUGGUUUUUUUGUGGUUUUGGUUUUGUUGGUUUGGUUUGUUUUUUUUUUAAUGCGUAUACCUUGAAUCUUAAAGAUUCAUGGGCUUGUUUUGAAAAUGGGUCCAAGCUGCCAUAUGAACUGGAACCAUUUUGCCUUACUGGCAGAUGUAAUAGUUGUAAAGCUCCAUUGUCAUCUUGAUAUUUUCACAAUAUACAUGUUUGGGACUUACCUAGAACACUUUAUAUGGGCACACAAAAUUGGAUGUUUUGAGAUUGGUUUUACAAUGCCUGGAACAGAACACUUCAAUACAGAAGUGUUCAAUGUCUUAAAUUCACUUACUGAGAAUAGGGAUCUUAAAAGUAAAUACUCCUAUUAGGCAUCAUUCAAGUGGGUAUUGCUGCUUAAGUACACAUGAGAAAAAUAUCCUAGCAUGCCAUUCAAGUAACUCUGCUUAGAAGGAAGCCUUCAUGUGCCACUCUGUGAUGCUUCUUAGAAUCCAGAGACAAAUGCUGUGAAACAAAGGCAUUUGUUGUAGUAUUUAUAAGGAAAAGCAAAGAAGAUGAAAAUGCUGAAGUAGAUGGUGAUCAUAUAUUGCUUUUUUUGCAUGAAAUUGAGUUUAAACUACACCUAACUUGUUAGAAGUGUAGAUUUAAUUUGUGUAAUAGUUCUGAAAAAAAAACCCUAUAAAGAAGUAGCAAUAUUGAGCAUUCUGUGGUACAGCUGUGUGUCUGUGCUGGCUCUCAUCCGUAACUUACAACCUAAAAACAAAACCUAACCUAGUGAUAAAUGCUUGGAGAUUAAAGUACUUAAAUAUUAUUAGCAGUCUUUCAUAAGUUGUUCCUACAAGCUGUCACUAAUAGCUUCUAAAACAAGAACAAAGUGCUGCAAUGCUUAAAACAUACUGAAGCUUUUUUCUAGUUGGCUUCAGUUUCCAUGGAUUUAACCAUAAGAUUAAAUCUUAUUAACCUAGAAAUCAGCACAUUAGAAUGUCAGGCUGGAUACAGAUAGCUCAUGUAUUUCAAGGAAACUUUCCAGUUUUGAACUUGUCUUUCCUAACUAAACACUCAAUGCCUGAAUGAUUUUUAAAGAUGAAGUAACAAUACUGUGUAGUCUCUAAUGUGUAUAUGAAAUACUGGUGUUGAGGAUUCCUUCUUUCUGCUGUAAGUCAGUGAUUAAAAACCCACAAAGGUUUGAAUUAUUUUCAGUGAAAAUUUUUUAAUUGCAAAGGACUUGGUGUUGAGCAAAUAGCUAGCUGCUUUUUUUCUGUGGCACUUGGCUGUGUAUUAACCUUUAAGAUGCAAACUAGAAAGGAGGAGAAGGCAGACCACUUCUUAUUGGGAGGAGCAGUGUGUUUCCUUUUUGAAUUAAAAUUAUAUUGGCUGCAUGUUACAUGCAGUCUUAUCCGUACUACAGUUGAAAAAAGAUGCUGUAUUAUACUAUUAUAGUUAGUGUUUGCACUUUUUAAAAUUAUUCUGUAGUGGUUGACCCAGUCCUUUUGCUGGCUGAGGAGUGAGUGUUUUCGUCUUUUACUUGCUGUCUGUAUGGUGAAAUGUAACUGGUUUUAGUUCUGGUAAAUAUUAAUGAAAAAAUUGCAGAUGCCUUGGAUACAGUGCCUAAGGUGUUUUAAGGUGCCUGUGCAUGGGUUUCUUCUAGGAGAAAUAUUCUUCUUUCAAGCUGUGCCUAAAAAAUAAUAAUGUUUGCUCUUGCCUUUUCUCUCAGCAAAAUAUGAUCUUUAGGAGGUUAGCAUUUGUGACACUGCAAAGAAUUACUGCAGAAGACUCUUCUUUGUGCCAAAUGAGUUCAAUUUUUACAAAGUGUCUUUGAACUAUGUUUGAAGAUGACUUUUGGUUUCUGGUGUUUUUUUUUGUUUUUUUGGUUUUUUUUUGUUUUUGUUUUUGUUUUUGUUUAUUUUUUUUUAAUUAAGAGAAAAAGUGGUCAGAAAUGAGUCUGAAAUAGAAGCAUCUCAAGCAGUUGGGGUCAGGCACCAUGCAGGCACAUGGGUGUGGAAGGGGUUUCUCUGGGAUAAGCAAUGCUAGGUUCAGUACACAGCGGCUUCUCUAAGAAGGCAAACCAGGCUGUACUUGUACAGUACAGAUGGCUGGGGGCAUCUCUCUUUUUGAGCUUCUUUUGGACUGACAGUGAGUGCAGUGCUAAAGGUGACAAUAGGUAAAAAAAGUGAAGAUCACUUACAAAUCAAAACUAUAAAUGGGGCUGAAAAGGCAGAUCUCUGUAAAACCACUUAUCAGAGAGCUGCAUUCCAAUUCAAUGGAGCAUACAAUUGGGUGUUACUUCAGGUGUGUGAGUUGCAUUUAAGAUGAGUGGGACUGUUUGCUUUCUACUUUUUUUUUAAUUAAAGGUGGCAGGUGUGCUGAGAAUACCAAGAGGAAAUUUAUCUCCCUGCUUCCUUUUACCUCUGCCAUUGAAGUGUUUGUGCGUGAACCUUAAACAAUAUUACUGAACUCCAACCCCUCUUUACAUUUGGAGUAACUUAGCAGUGUUUUGUUACUUCUGUAAAAACUGGGUUUGCAUUCCACUUGUUUCAGUUUGUUGCCAUUCAAAAUGCUGCUUGUGCUGAAGCCUCCUGUCUAACUACAUCUGCUUCUACUGAUUGUAUUUUCUAAAUAGCUCAAUACAGAAGAGUAGAAUUUACAUUUGAGAAGGCUUCAGAAUUAAUCCUAAAGCCAAAGGCAUUCUUGUCAGACACAUCUUUGCGCAAUUUGUACUUGGUAAUAAUUUCAGGUUUUGAAACCUAACAUGCUAGGACAUAGUUCUUUUCCCUCAGGAAUCAAUUCUUGCUUCUUAAAUGUUUAGCACAUUUGUUUGUGCUUACUUUCAUGAUUCAGGAGAGCAUGUGUGAGAUGUGAAAAAGGUUCUGCUAGUUUUUGAGGUCAGGGUUGUACCAAGGAACAUGAAAGUAAAAGCAGAAACAAUGGUUUGAUGCUUGUGGUUCUCAUGCUUUCCAUGUGACUUAGAAAACUCUCACGACUUCCCUAAAAACAGUACAGGACCUCAUUUUGGCUGCAACAUGGUUUCAUCCUUGUCAGCUGACAGCUUUUCUUGCAGGACUUCUCCUAGGCUGGAUCCUAGGUAUCCAUAGCUCUUUAUGUCAAGUGCAGCUGUGUAUCCAACCUUGGAAAAACUAGGCAAGAAAAGCCAUUGGCUGCUGAGGAGCCCUCCAAGGUAGUAUGAGAAUGCUGUGUGUGUGCAUGAUAAGAAUCUGAUAAGGUGGCAUUGUUCUGUAGCUUCAGGGUCCAGUUCUGCAAACACCAUGCAGCAGACUACUGCAAUAACCAACUUGAGAAACCUUUGGUGCUCUAGUUUCUACUGAUCUUUGCAAAUUGGGUGUCAUUUUCAUAGAAAUUCUUCACAAUUAGCAAGAGUUGGCUUUUAUGUUGUCAAACUUUCAGGAUGACACUUUAUAACUGAUACUUUGUCAGGUAACUGAGUGUUAUGGUUUGCUGUGUAUGUGCAAGAGGUACUAGAGCUAGAGUUGAGGUUUGUGCUGCAAUCUGUUCACUGUGUUAAAACCCAAACCAAAACCAACUAUUGCACUAGCUGUACUUUUAAAAAAAGCAAUAAUGGGAGCAUCUUGUAGCUUUUCCCUCCAGAGGUGCUGUCUGUCAUGGUCACUUCACUGUCUGUCACUUUACCAAUUGUGAAUUCGGUAAAACAUGUUGAAGAAAUUGUCCUAUGUGUUUUACUUAUUUACUUGGCAUGUACAAGUUGAAUUUUUUUAUUGUCAGCCUGUGUACUAAUGAAUACAGGUGGACUAUUUACAUAACCACCCACAUAUUUAAAAAUCUAAAACUUUAUAUCUAUUUAUGGUGCUAAUAAUCUCAAAUAUUAUAAAGAGCUGUUAUUCUCUUAUUAAACAUGAACACUCAGGAAAGCUGCUGUGACACCUUUCAAUAAAAUAAAAUUUCUCUAUAUUUUAAGCCUGUUCCAAAUGCUUUUUAUAUAAAUACAACACUUUUCUAUUUCUGUUUUAUAUAAAAAUGGCAAAAAAUAGUACUUUAACGCAGGAAAACAUUAGGAGUGUAUAUUGUUCUAAAUUACGUGUCAAAUUCUAAAUUUUCAUAUAUUUAAGAUAGCUAAUCUUCUGAAACUGUCUAAAAUAUAAGAAUUUCACUAGGCAGGAUUAAGGGACAGGCUGGCAGUUUAAAUAAAAUAAUUCUCUGGCUUCAUCAUCACUGUUGAAGCCUUGGAGACAGAGGGAGAGGAUGUGAAGAGGACAAAGCUUUAUUAGGAGGUCACUGAUGAUAUAGUGUAGAUGUAUAUUUCACUAAAACUUUAAAAAAAACCCAAACAACUUGUGAUGGAUAUGACCAUGUAGCUGUCUAAAGAACAGAAGUGAAACAACAUAAUUGUCAAGGCAGUUCACAGUAGGACAUUAUAAAAACAUGUGAAAGAACCUUAAUCUAGAUUGUUUUUAGGUAGUGAAACAGCAAAGUAAUUUUCUAGCUUCGUUUGAAAGCUUCACAAGCAACUUUUUCUUAAUAUGAAAAACUAUCUUGUGCCUUCUGUUGCGGAAGUUAUUGUUGCCUUCCCCCCCACCUUUGUUUGUGAUUUUAUUGUAUAUAAUGGACAGCACACUUCCAGAUCUUUCCAAGAGGCAUUUUUAGGCAGCAGUACCUACACUUCCUAUCCCCAGAGAAUACAGAGCCUUUAGUUCUUGUUCAAGGCCCUUACUUGUGAGCUUACAGUUGUGAAGUAUCUGCCUGUGACAGGUGUGGAAAUCCUGCUGGGGUCAGCUCUUAGAGGAGCAUGAUGCCCUUAAUACAUGUGGACAUGUGAACAUGCAGAGUGGGUGCCAUGCCAGGUGGCACUGCAGCACACCCCUCUACUCUGAAAGGGUGGUACCCCAUGCUGCUAUGCUUCAAAUACUAGAAUAAAUUCUCUUUUAUCACUUCCACCUAGUACUUCAAGAAGUAAAGGGGCUUCUCUGAGAUCUAUUUGAUGGAACUUCUCUAUCAGUGCAAAGAAUAUUCCAGGUUCACAGUAACUUAAUUUAAAGCAGAAACAAGCCCACCACCUGGGAUAAAACCAGGGCUGGGUGGGGUUUUUGUUGUGUGAAGGUGGGUAGUCUAGUAACAAUAGUCUGGAUUGUCUUCCUACUUGUGUCCAUGCCUGCUUUUAUAGUAGGGCCCUUGGAAAAGCCAAAGAUUGAACAAAGUCAUCCAUAAUAGUCCUAAGUCACGUUGCAAUAUAAUUUUCCUAUUGUAAUUACUAGAUGUUUCAGAGAAAAAUUACUGUAUUUUUUUAAUUUACAAAAAAAGUGCAAUAUUUACAGAAUAUUAAGAGGCAAAUGGAUGCAUGUUUCAAUGCCCUGCAAAAACAAAACCUUUAUGAGCAUGUGACAUGCACUUCACCAAUGUGGGGUUUUUUUAGCUUUAGCUGCUGUGUUACAGAAACAUGUUUCAGUGCAUUAGUGUAACUCAGAACUUUCAAAUACUUUCAAUGUGCUUUUGACAAGGAGAGUGUUUUUUAUGAAUAAAGUGCCUGUGGAAGUAAAAAUCCAAAAGUUGCAUGCAAGCUCAAAUAAAGCAUGUAAAACCACAGCCCGUACUUGAAGAGAAUGGGUGCUAAGUCAGCAGCUGCAGAGAGCAGCUGGUCAACAGUCCUAAGCCUUGAUAGGACUCAAAGAUUAAGUUUGAGCAAAGAAUAUUAUGUUGCUUUUGAGAGUUUACUGUGUUAAUUAAACUUCCAGUGCUUCUGCUUGGGCCUUAACUCUGUUGGUUAUCUUUAAGGAGAAAUUAGUUCCUUUGAAUUAUUCUAUUUUUAAUGCUUUUUUCAUGAUAGUCUUUACUCUGCUGGGGAUGUUUGUUUGCUUGUUAUGUGGAGCUAUUUUUUGACCUGUUAGAAGUGGAGUCACCAAAUGCUUUGAUUACUCAGUUAGGGUUAAAAGAGUUUGAAAAAUGGUGUUUCCUUAAGUGCAGAAUUAAAGGGGGUGUGUUUUUUAUUACACUGAUGCUAGGACUGAACAGGAAGGACUUCCAUGGAAAGUACUGUAGUACUAAAGCUUGUAUAUGUAGUUAUUGGAGUAUGCAGAAUAUUAGAAAAGUGCUUGGAUAUGUUUUGCUGUUAAUUUCAUGUUUUUACAAGAGGCUAUUUGGUUCUAAUUUAAAUUGGAGAAACUGAUUUUAAUGUUGCAACAGCUAUUAUUUUAACUUGAAAUAUCUACUGGUAUGUUAGAGGAAAAGUAAUAUUUUAUCACUUAACAUUUUGAAAUUAAUCACAUUUUCAAUCAAAAUUAAUGUGCAAUUUAAUCUCUGGACAUCCUAGAAUUGGCUAUAUGCCACUGAAACCAAACUUUCAGCUGCAUACAUAGGGAAGGAAAGCAUUUUUUAAAUCUAGUUCAGCUUCUUGACUACACUGAGAAGGAAGUGGGGCUAGAUUACUCUUGUACAAAGAAAACAGACAAAAACAGUCAUGUGUUUCAGCUGUGCUGAAUACCUUAGCUUCUUAUUUUUACACUACAGAAUUUAAACUUUUCUGGAGACUCAGAUAUAAAAUAUCUUUAGUUCAGCUAAAUUUUCAUCUGUUUUUAUAUAUUUUUUCUAAUAGAUGCAUUUUAUUUGUAUACAUUGUAAUUAGCUGCUGAAUUUCUGCCAAAUAUGGAGAAAAUAAAAGCUAAAUUCAAUUCUGCCAGUCUAAAUCUGUUCUUAGUUUUUAUCUUUUGUUCACUCCAUGGCUGGUAUAAUGUCCACUUGCUGUUUAGAUUAAAGAGACAGUUGCCUUAAUUGCUCAGAGGAAAACUGACCUUGACUAUUUAAAGCUUUAUGUAUUUCUGAAAUUGCUGUAACUUCUGUAUAAUUGCAAUAAAACCUUUUUAAUGCAGUUUAGCCACUAUUUUAUGA